GUCGUCCUUCUUGGCUCCUCAGCGCUGGGCAUUGCGGACAAGGGCAGCGACAUAGACGUACUAGCAUGUUCUGCGGAGCUCACCAGCUCCCAGUACUUCACCAUGGCCCGGCAGGAGCUAGAAGGCUUGGAGGUUCAGGACCUGGAGUUGGCAGAAGAUGCGGUGGUGCCACUGCUGAAGUUCCGAGCCGAAGGCAAGGAGUUCGAGGUGCAGUUCUCAGAGCUGCGGGACGAGCACCUGCCGCUGCUUCGCAGCAGCCACGCCGGGGGCGGCGAACAUGGCUACGAGCGACUUUGCAGUCGCUGCUUUUCCAGCAUGGCUCUGUGCCACAGGUGGGACUUUCCGCGGCGCUGGACGCCUGGAUCCUCCUCCGUGCGGCCUUUGCUGCCGGGCGCGAG
Molecule: messenger RNA, 398 nt
Organism: Symbiodinium necroappetens
Lineage: Eukaryota; Dinophyceae; Suessiales; Symbiodiniaceae
Source: the annotation of a GenBank genome assembly